AUGUUUUUGGCCACAAAACUGGCCAAGCCAUCUGUUUUUUGUGAGAAUGCGGCUGAAUGUGGCACUACUCUGGCUGAUGGCUCUCUUGAUCGCGGUAACGAACGCCAGUUUCUACAGAAGUCGUAAGUUUUACAGUAAACUUUUACCCCGAUGUUUACUCUUUAUGAAUGUAAUUUUUAAUUCAACAUUUUUUAUGAGGAUUUUAUUGAAUUUGAGGUCAAAACGGAGCAACUUUUGUGUCAUGAAAAAUACGUUGCCAUUACAGUAUGAAAACCGUAUUUUCCAUGCAUUAUCUUCGAUUUUCUUCUAUUUUUCAAAAUAAAUACAUUUUUGACCAAUUUCGAAUUGGUUGAUUUAUAGUCAAACAGUUAAUUAUCUAGACCUUGGGCUAAUUUUGCUGACUUUGGACCAUCAUCGGAUACAAAAAGUUACAGUAACCUUUUUCACCGGUUACUGUAACUUCACAUUGAUGGCAAAAAGUCAAAAGCUCUUUUCGUUGAACUCAGUCUACCGUCUAAGUCUCGAAAACUUGUUUUUAAAUGCAAAUGCGAAAUCUUUCUUGAAUACUUACACCAUGAAGGCAUUAUGAAUUUUUGUCCACCGUAUCUACGCUAACGUUCUUUGCAUAAGUUGCCUGCUUAUGCAAUUUUAUUGUUAGUCUUCAGGGACUCUAAAUCUAUUUUUGGAAUGUACAUUAUGCGCCAAUUUUGGGUAUAAUUCAGGUAUUUCUUAUCCAUAUCGUCUAGUGCGUUAGCCUGUCGGGAAAAUAACAAGCACACUCCCCAAUCGCAAGUGAAAGUAGUCCGAUUUUUCCGCAAAACAAUUCAUUUUCUCAUAUGCGAUACUUUUUUUUCGAUGCGACAGAUAUUUUCCCGACAGACUCAUAAUAUGCUAUAAUUUUCCUAAAAAUAUAUGAUCGACAAGGCUAUGCUGCAGCUGAAUAUUCAUAAAUUGAAUUCUCAACGCUAAACCUGCGCGUUUGUUUGGACUUGCCACGGUAUUUAUCCGAGAUUUUUUAGAGAAAAUCACCAUUCUUUGAAUAAAACAUUCCUUGAUUCCUUGAAGUCGUAUCUUUUUAAGUGUCAUUUUUCUAAGAUUCUUGUCUUCCAACAUAUCUAUUGUUACUUCAAACUACUUGCCCGUCAAAUUCCAUAUUCAGACACGAGAUUUCCGUGCACUCUUAUUUGCCCUCCAAAUGUCUCCUAGUACCAUGUAUAAUGUAACAAAAGACGCCCUUCCCAUCCAUCAUGUCGGUUCAGACAAAUGUGAUUACACUUACGUGUGAAAACCGGAAGUUUCACUCGUUUUCAACACGACAACAACUUUUUUUAGGCAGGGCAUAGUAAUAGAAGAAGGAGAGUUCCAAAUGAGUUCAAAGUAAUGAGGAAACUCUCCCUCAGGCGAGAAAUUACGAAUCCAAAAAAAGUAAAAUGUAAUUUUCAUCUAAAUGGGGUAAAAUGGAGAUUGCUCAAGGGUUUAUUCAGUAAAAUGAAUGUCAAGCAGUGCUUGGAGAGGGUUUUGGGGAUUAAUUUAUGUUAUAGAAAUUGAUGACAAAAAAUUGCUGAUUUUUGAUAUUUUUUGAAAGUAAUAUGCAAGUUGACGUAGUCAAUAGAGAAUUGGAGCGUUAUCUUUUAUUUUCUGUCGUUUUUUUAUUUUCUGAUUACUGUAAUUUUCAAAAUUUUCAUUUUUUUCAUUCAAAAAUGUUGGAUUAUGCCUCAGGCAAUGUUUCAAGAACAUUGAUGUCUCAAAUAUGGUGCGCUUUAUAAUAUGCAGACCUCUGAAAGCUCUUUUAUUACAGUUAUCCCCAUCGCGUCGCGACAAGUUUGACCUACUUCCCCAUGGAAAUUGAAUUUUUGAAAUGUUUUUUUGCGCUUCGAUUUUUUCGCUGCUCCUAUUUAAUGUCGGGCAUUUCUGCAAAGCGCAAGCUAGAAAUUUCAAGUAUGUCCUUGAAAAAUCUGCUCUAAAUACAUGCCUAACUUUAUUAAAGUCUGAGCACCGCACUUUGAGCACCUCCCUUAUUAGAGCGGCCCUCUUUUUUGUCACGAUCGAUUCUCGGCUGCGUCAGCAAAGUGAGAGCUCGGAACUGCUUCAACGAAUAUGUUUUCUACACAGAUCAUGUACCGAAGAUUUGAGGAAAAUCCCAGUGUCUAAUCUCAAGCCUUGCUCUUGGAAAUUUCCUUGCUCCAUCUAUGGAUAUAACAAUUAAAUUUCUCCUAAAACACCACCCUAAACAUAUUUUUGACAGUACCAUUUGCCCUCUCCUUCUUACUAUGUCAUCUCAAUGCAAUAUGGAGUUCUAUUUUGGAUUUUACAGCGCAGUAACGUAUCUUGUCUAAUACUGUUUUACCUCUUUUUUAAUCCGUGGCAUCUUGUGUCCAGAUUAGUUGAAAUAGACCUCGUAGACCUGUGACAAUGCUAUUCAAGAAGUCGAGAUCUCAAUCCCCGUUAUCUUUUGUGAUGCUAAAUUUUCACGUAACUUUGCAAAAUUUAAGGUAGAUUUAUAUCAUGACAUCAUUUUACAAAUGAUUAAUCGUUGAUCAGAACGUUUAAUGUCUCAGUUGUAAUAGAAGCAGCAAAGUAAUUUUUUCGCGUUUUUAAACUGUCUUGUGUUUGCAUGUAGUCGUCACGAAUUGAGAUAUAUAUUAUAGUAAACAAGCAGUUUCGAAGAUCUUUAAAAAAUUUUCCGGACGUUCUGCACGCUUCGACUUGCACGCUAAAAUGUAAAAAACAGAAGUUUUGUUGUAAAGUAAGAAGUUGUGAGCAUAUUUAGUUACUGUAACAGUAGUUGAAUAUGCAACAAUCAAGGUAUAUAAGAAAUUUUAAAUAAAAAUAUCGCGGAUAUGAGACCAACCUUAGAAACAAGACCAUAUUUUAACAUCAAAUUCUGUACCUUUUUCUCUGACCGUCUCUGCUUAUUUUUCAUAUAGUCUUGUCUGCAAAGAUCGUUGAUUAUCUUAGUUGCCAACCUAUGUUGCCGGCUAUAAUUUUGAGGGAUUUAUACGUGAGCUAUACAGAAAACGUGUAAAAAGUUUGAUGAGAAUUGGGGAUUUAUGACUUGAGAAUUUUCGUUGUUGUUUUAGAUACCUGAAUAAGAUUCCAAAGGUUUAUAAAUCCAUUUUUUUCCACAUCUUUUGAAUUUUCUGUACAAUGCUGUAAAAUUUUUCACAAAAUUUUGGAUUUAAGAUACGACUCUACCUACUUUAUCUACCUCCAAAUCAUGUUUUCUCUUAUAAUUUCUCUCAGUUUUCCAAAACCUCAUCAAAAUUUAAUCGCAUUUAAUUAUUAUAUACCGUACUUUUCCAGACUACGCACUUAACUUUCGAAUAUAUUUAUGUGCUAUUGACCUUUUCUUAUCACGUUGAAUCCAGACCGCUAAGUGCUAAAUUUGUCUUGCGUAACCGGAAGUGCAUACUCUUUGAGUGACAUGUUUGUUUUGGCUGUUCUUUGAGCCAUUCCAAAUUAUCUUACAGUCUACAUUCGGGGCUGCUUUUUAUGGCCGUCGCGCGUUUUCAGAGUGGGUGGCCAGAACAAACGGAAUACGAAUUUUGAAAAAAAAUGUAAAUUACAAUGUGACAGCUGACAAGGAUUCAGUAGACGUGAAAAAUAUUCAACUUUGAAGCCAAAUGUUUCAAAACAUUUUUGGAAAAACUUUGUAAAAUUUUUUUGCAAUAGUCAAAUCUUGAAAUUUGGAACAAUAGACAGAAUGCCAAGGAUUUCAGGGUGUCGUGGUUUGAUCCAAAAAAAUUUUUUAAUCUUCAAACUAUUCAAUUUGGCGUAUUUUACCACGCUUAUUUUGCAAUGAAAAUUUUAUUUGCAGCAUGAAAAAAUGUCUUUUCAAGUUAUCGUGGUGGGACACAAAUCAAAUUUUUUGUGUUUUCAAAAUUUUGUUAAAAAAUAUUCUUUGCUCAUCUUACUGUGCGCAAUGCAAUUUCACAGCCUUGGAAAACACUAUUACCAUAAAAAUUCGUCUGUUCAUGUUUUCGUGUCAAGACCCAAGUUCCUCAUUCCCAUAUUUUUUACGAACGUACUACUUGUCUUUUCCAGUAUUUCAUAUCGUAAUGUAACUGACCAGGAUAUUCUUAAUAACAUUCGCAUUAGCCAUCUUCCCUUUCUAAAUGACCCAUGUCCACUUUUCGUAUGUUUUGGCCACGCUUCGUCUCUUUUUAUGCCCUUUUCAGCCUACGGAAAAUUUUUUGCGGUUCAAUGAAUCGAGCAAAAAAAACGAUGAUUAAUGACAAAACAGAUAAAAGUGAGGUCAUGAAAGUCAUCUGCAGGCAAUUUUUCAACCAUUAAAUUGGCAAACAAAGAAAUUUCCCUCAGGGCAUUGGCUCAUGUUUCGUGAAAAUGGUAUUCAUUGCGCAAUUAUUGGAGAAACAUCUCAAAUUUUGAAAAAGGAGUCCAACUUUUUUGGUUAUAGGAUUAUAUCUGUCUGGGCGACAUUUUAUACGAAAAACUAGAAUUUUUUUAUUUGAAACAAAAGAAAAGUAUGUAAAAUGGAUUUUUAGCACAGUAUACAGUAAAAAAUUCAAGGAAACGAAGCGUAUCCUCCAACAAGUUACUUAGCAUCUUCUUUUCACAAAUUUGAGUGGGAUUAGUUGAGUGAAAAAGUGACGUCAUUCGAUAGAGAGGCCACUUUGAGUGGGUUCUAAGUGUAAAUUAGUGAACCCAAAUGAAUUUCUAAAUAGAUUGGAGCCGAAAAGACCAAAAUAAACGAUUCAAAAAAAGCUUUUUAAACUUUCCGCGAUUUUUUGAAAAUUUUGGCAUUCUGUUUCAAUGGGUUUAGAAGAGAAGAAAAUGUGAAAAAAUUACAGUAGACCACGCCAGCGUUCUUCCGACGUCGAUUUUUUUUAAUUAGCGGCAAUUUUGGAGAAAAAAUUAUAUUAUCCUUAACAAAUUUUGGCAUCAAAAUUUUUUGUUGUUUUUGUAAAAACUCACAUUGGAACUUCUUUCUUACUGUAUCAGAAGGUUUAUGUCAUAGAUUACCACAUUUUGCAACCUUUCUACACCCAUUAAUUAUCCCGUUAUAGCCAUAAAAGCCCCGCUUUUUCCUCGUAUUUCCGCUCAAAAUUGACAAUUUCCUUGAAAAGUAAUAAAAACCGUUUUAAUUAGCAGUCCUUGCAGCAUCCCAGGCCUUUUUAGCAAAUAAUAACAAGGAAGUUCCCAUAAAAUAAUAACGUCUUGACGUCUAACCACUCAAAUUACCCACGAAUUAAUUGUUUGCUUUUGAAAAAUAACCUGUAAUUAUAAUUAUCCAAUUUUGUCGGUAAUUGUAAGCCUACAGAAUAUUUAUAUAAAUAUAUUGAAUCACAGUAAAACGGUAGAUAAUUACAUCAUUCGCUGUCAUUUUCAGCUCUAAAUUGCAUAAUUUUGGGGGAAAUUUUUUGGACGUCUCCCAAAGAACAUCAUUUUCCCAGACUUUUCGUCUGGAAAAUAUGGUAGUUUUGGUCUGAACAAAAGUAAAAUAUCCUAUGCAACAUCUUUGUGACAAAAUUUGUAAUCUACAGCUCACUCUUUGCUUUUGGAAGGGUAUUUUACCAUCAAAAAAGAUCAAAUUUCGCUACCCAAUUUCAGAAGCCUAAAACCCCGGAGGGCAUGAAAAUCAAUUUACCAAAUACACUGAAUCAGAAAGCCUGUAUCCUGUACCUUUAAAAAAUCUCUCAACCUCGUAAUUUCUGACCGCAGUAUACUGUAAUUUCACCUACUUUCCAACCCUACCUUUUCAAAGAUUUAUCACUAUUUUUAGAAUUAUAAAUCUCGCCCUUUAUCCCUCCGUUUCAUCAAAAAAUCACAUUGAGAGUAUAACAUAUACCCUAGAAUCUUUUUUAAAUCUCUCGCGCCCAUUUUAUUUUAUUAGAUUACUGUAAUUUGAUCAAAUUUUUAAGCAUGCCCCUUCUAAUCUUGUCUUUUGUAAAGUUCAAAAUUUACCCGUCGUAUUCUACCCAGAUAUCAAAUUUAAAUUGUAAAACAGUCAGUAAUCUACCUGUUCUCUUUCUUCACUCCUAAUUUUCACACCAGGUUACUGUAACUUCAUUAAUUUUCCACUUUUUCAAUUUUCACUUUCAUUAAAAAUCACAAAUUUUUACUUUGCGAUCAUAUUUUUUCAAAGAUCUAAUAGGCGCUAUAAAACAAUCCCUAAUCUACUUUGUAAAAACAACAUGAACUAUUCUUUAUAUCAUCAAAUUACAGUAAUCCGAUCAAAUUUAACAAGGUCGUUUAUCUCAAAAUCUGAUCAUCUCCAAAUAGAAAAAUUCCUUUUUUAUGCCCUCUAUUUCGUCAAAAAGUUGUGUCGGCUAUAAAGUACAGUCUCUUCACAGUAAUCCAAUUUCCCUUUUACGUCAUCACUCCAAUUGUUUUUAACGUUGGCAAGGCUUUGAAGUUAGCCCUCCGAAAAGACCAAUCUCCGGCUCCCUAAUGACCCCAAAUUCCCCGUUUUAUUCGAAAACAAGACCCAAAAUGACUUCAUCAUGCCCCCAAGUCAUUCGCAGCCCUCUCUUUAUUAGGCUAAUCGAGCAAUUUCAGCGGGCCGUUAUCGGCGGAACGCGCUCAUGUUCACCAAACUGCAUCGCGCAGUGUGGCCGGCGGCGAACCAGUGGCCGAAGAGAUUUGUGGCCAUGGACGAGGACCCGGUGUUUGA
Molecule: messenger RNA, 6634 nt
Organism: Bursaphelenchus xylophilus (pine wood nematode)
Lineage: Eukaryota; Metazoa; Nematoda; Chromadorea; Rhabditida; Aphelenchoididae
Source: the annotation of a GenBank genome assembly